AGCAACAAUUAGAAAAGAAUGAUGGCCGACAACAGCAACAAUUAGAAAAGAAUGAUGGCCGACACUACGUCAUAUUGAGGGCAAGAACUAGUUAAGGCACCCUGUAUAUACAAGACGUCAUUAUCUACUAACGAUAAGCGUCAGUUGUGGAUUCUGCAUGCCAUAAGGCAGCAAAUCUACACAAAUCUACAUUACCAUACCACAAGAAUUUAAAUUUGAAAUUAUGGUGCAGACAUGCUCUGCUCAGUACUGUAAAGAGCGAUCAAAAAGGGCGUCAGGAGUUUCUUUUCACUUAUUUCCCCAAGAUGAAAAAAUUAAAAGUCAGUGGGUCCGUGCAGUCUGUAGCUAUAAUUUCAAGCCUCAAAACCACUCCAGACUUUGUUCAAAACACUUUUCACCUGAUGACUUUGUUAUCAGUGGUUGGAGUUCAAAGAAGGUCCUUAAAAAGGAUGCUGUGCCAAAGACAGUCGAGAAAUUGCCUAUUGAUGAAAACAGCAAACGUGAAACUUUAGUUAUAGAACAUUUACCAAUAAUAGUAGGCGAUACUGUUGUUUCAACUGCAGUAAAUGUGGAAAACCAAAUUAUAGAUCUAACAAAAAAUAUGAAAUUUAUUAUUGCAGACCCUGAUUUACAACCUUCUGUUAAAGAGUUAGAAAAAGCUGAAAAUGAUAUCAGUAACCAAGUAAAUUUAGAAAAUAGGAUUUUAGCAAGUGAAAAGAAUUUAAACACAAAUGAAACUAAUGGAAGAACAAAGAACUUAACAGCUGAAAUCGAAGAUUUAGUUGCAAUUUCUGUAACACAGGAGAAUGACAUUUCUAAUACAACAACAACAGCAAUUAAUAAAUGCAAACAAAAAAAUUUUAAUUUUGAAAAUGGGAAUUUUGAUUAUGAUCAGUCUAGACACUGUGAUCAUUCUUUAUGUAAGAAAAAGAAACUGGUCAGUUUAAAAGAACUCCCCAUUAUUAGUGAAAAGUGCACAAAUAAAUUGAAAGAGCAACUAAUGGAAAAGAAAAAGAAAAUUAAAAUAUUACAACAACGUAACAGACGCCUUAUCAGAAGAAUAAAUAAGUUAAACACAUUCAUAGGAAAACAGCUAAAACCAUUAACUAAUGAAAUUAAAUUUGGAAGUUAUGAAAUCACAAAUAUGUUGAAACAAAUAACUCCUACUGGAAGAGUCAUAAUAGAAGAAAUGAUGAAAACUAAGAAAUCCAAAGGUUACUCAGCUGAACUCAAAAAUUUUGCACUCACCCUGAACUUUUAUUCUCCAAGGAGUUACUUGUAUGUUAAGAAAAUAUUUCCCACUAUGCUUCCUCAUCCUAGAACUCUUCUAAAAUGGUCUUAAGGACAAAACCGAUGUUUAUGAUAAAAUCUGAAAAAUAAAUUUCCUGUAAAGAUAAACAGCUAAAAAUAAAUAAAAUAAUAGUG
Molecule: messenger RNA, 1425 nt
Organism: Agrilus planipennis (emerald ash borer)
Lineage: Eukaryota; Metazoa; Arthropoda; Insecta; Coleoptera; Buprestidae
Exons: 5
Coding region: 224-1342 (372 amino acids)
Molecular function (GO): sequence-specific DNA binding
Source: RefSeq, a predicted model, not a curated record